Messenger RNA from Labrus bergylta (ballan wrasse), 2067 nucleotides. The record is from RefSeq and is a predicted model, not a curated record. NCBI's taxonomy places the organism in Eukaryota, Metazoa, Chordata, Actinopteri, Labriformes, Labridae.
ACCGGAAGUCGUCAUAACUGUCCACCUUAGAGAAAAGUUUCAUGUCGCCGCGGAGAGCUAACGGAUGAAUCGGUGCAACCGGCUCUUAAAUAUCUCCAAUAUCGCUUUAAAAUGCAUUCUUAUUUUUUUAACGGGGUCAAGUUGUGUAAGAAUUUAACCUUUUAGCGUUGUUAUUUGGCGGCGUCACAGCUGACAAGCGCGAAGAAGAAGAAGAAGAAGUCACCGAGCAUUGUUAGCAUUGUUAGCUACUAGCAUCUUUGUUUACAUAAAUUAACGCGCUUGUUUGUUUUGUUUUGAAUUGAUUCCCUGUUUUAAAUGGAUGAGCACAAGGAGAAUAUUCAAACCAAGGACGUCAAUGUGAAGAUGUCUGAUCCGGAGAAGAAGAAAAGGUUUACGAAGCCUUGCAGCAGGGUCAUCCCUGACGAAGAAUCUGCUCCCGAGGUGUCCUCGCCUCAGUCCAACAGUGACUUCAGUCAUCCCGUGUACAAAGAGAUCGCUCUGGCUAAUGCAAUCAACCGCAUGUCACGGGAUGAGUUAAAGAAAAAGUUAGCAGAUCUGCAGCUCGACACCAGAGGUGUGAAGGACGUGAUGAAGAAGAGGUUGAAGAGCCACUACAAGAAGCACAAGCUGAUGCAGUCUGCAGGAGAGGGGGGGCCCACCGACACCUACUACGACUACAUCUGCGUGGUGGACUUUGAGGCAACGUGUGAAGAGGAUAACCCCGCAGACUUCCAUCAUGAAAUCAUCGAGUUCCCCAUGGUUCUCAUCAACACGCACACGCUAGAAAUAGUGGACUCUUUUCAGGAAUAUGUCAGACCAGAGUUGAACCCACAGCUUUCAGACUUCUGUGUGAAGUUAACAGGAAUCACACAGAAAAUGGUGGAUGAAGCCGACACGUUUCCAGGUGUCUUGCAGCGGGUCGUCGACUGGCUGAAGGAGAGAGAGCUCGGGACAAAGUACAAAUACGCCAUUCUUACUGACGGUGCCUGGGACAUGAGCAAGUUCCUCAACAUCCAGUGUCAGAUCAGCCGCCUCAAAUAUCCCAGCUUUGCAAAGAAAUGGAUAAACAUCAGAAAGUUAUACGGAAACUUCUACAAGGUUCCUCGCGCACAGACAAAGCUGAGCACCAUGUUGGAGAAGUUGGGUCUGAAGUACGAAGGCCGUCCUCACUCCGGCCUCGACGAUUCACGCAACAUAGCCCGGAUAGCUCUGCGCAUGCUGCAGGACGGCUGCCAGCUGCGCGUCAACGAACGCAUCCACGCCGGGCAGCUGCUCUCCGUCCCCAGCUCCGCUCCUGUAGAGGGCGCUCCUCCCCCACACGGCCCCAAGAGCAAAGAUUAGAAACAAACUUGAGGCUCCUGCUUACAGAAAAAAAAAAAACCCACAUCCGUACCCGCUCUUUACCCAAGUGAACUUCAGGAGAAAAUAGAAGUUGCACAUUUUUUGUUCCAGAAUUUAAAGCUGAAGUUGGUGGAGGGUGUUGAAGUCGGACUAAACGGGGUCUGCACGAGGAUUUAAGAUGCAUUAUACAUUUACAGCAGUGUUUUUGUGGGAGGACUUUUCCUUCCACAGCGUCGGUGUUAUCCUCUUUAACCCCACUUUAUCAAACUGCCAUUAUCCAUCAGAUGACGGGAUUAAAAAGCCUUUCCGUUGUCACAGGAUGGUCUGAAUUUUUCUUUUUUUUCAGGUUUUGUUUCCUUAAAGACAAUUUAAAAAAAAAGAAAACCCUAAUUUUGUUGAUUCUUAACAAAUUCUUGCUUUGGUUUACACGUCUCCUCAUUUGUCCGACCUUUGUGCGCGCAUUAAAGACAGAACUCUCCAUGUAGAUUCUGCUCAUGUCGUGUUUCAACAGUUUCAGGGAGAGAAGUCUGUUUUAAAACCAUCUUUAAACGAGUCUGUUACGUCACGGUUAGGUUGACGAGUUCCGCCUGUGUUGUGUCCUCCUUUGUAUGAAUGUUGAAUAAUUUUCAUUUCAUGGACGACGUUCUUAUUUUAACAGGAACAAAUCUUCUGAAUGCCAAACUGAAAAAUAAAAUCUGUUUCUCUGUUCUUGUCGACAGAAAGUGA